AUGAAAGGAUUGCCGGACCUACUUGAGCCGAACAACAUAGCAGACUUGGAAAAAGCGAUGGAAAAAAUUUCUCAAAUGGUUCAUGAACCUGACGCGGAUAAAAGCAGCAUACAUGAACUGCCAGCCAUGUUUCUCAACCAUUUGAACAUAGUGGAGGAGUGCUGCACCGAUUUACCGCUGUUUCUUAGAGAUUUAUCAAAUCAAGGCAUUUGCUUGACAAACAAAACUGAAAAAUCACCUGUGGAAGACUUCAUAGUACUGCAAGAAGUCGCGGUAGGAGACAUUGAUGUAAAUUACCUGAAAGAGCUAAGCCAUGUUAAAUUGAAUGAAUGUUUACCACUGAAGGACGUUACCAGACUUGGCAAAAAGAUAAUAUCAGUAUUGAAAUCGGCUGAGCGUUCUCUGGAAUUAGGAACAGCAUUUUAUGCUCUAGUGGAGAACUUCUUCUACAUGUUAACGGACAAGGAAAAGGUGACACUAAUUGAAAUGGUCCAUGAAUGGUAUAUCUGUGAUUCAGGAAGUCUUCCUUCCUUGGAAAAAUAUCUGCAGAAUUAUUCGUCUGGGAUUGUUCAAUGCAUCAACCAUAUAGGAGAUCACAAUGAUAUCCAAAAUGACGUGGCAAAGUUCAAAAAUAUCCGAAACAAGUUGUUGUGGUAUUUACUCAUGGUUCCACGCGAAACUCUCAACAGACUAUUGAUUCAAAGUCUAGAAAAUAAGUUAAUUGUACCUGGAGUCAUAAAUAUACUGCGUCCCUGUCGUGCUUUAUUGUCGCUCUCAGUCUCGAACAAUGUUUCCGAAGGGAUUCCAGUUGUCAUCGAUUCGAUUGCCUCCAUCUUUCACAAUGAAGCGCACAGAUGGACGAUCACUGAACAACAAGAUCGCUUUGUUUAUCUUCUUACAUCUCUCUGCCGGCAACGACGUGCAACGAAAGAAAAGAAUGAUGAGGAUACUAAUGGUGGUUCAGUUUUGGAUGGAGGGAAAUUGCUCAUGCUCUUUGUUCUGCCUAAUCUCAUGAAGAGGUCACAAGAAAUCCUUAUGUUAAAGUUGCUUCAUAGAUUUACACAGGCUGUAGGCUCUAAGGAAAUUCAUUUCAUCUGGACUAGAAGUAUAGGUGAAAAGACGUCGAAUGCUGUACAAUCACCUGAGCUUGUCUUGCUGAUCGUGGAACUCUUCAUGGAAUUUGAAUCGAAACAUCAUCAAGCUUCGGAAAUUUGUCGUAACAUACUAAAAUCUCUUGGGGAGAAACUAAAGGGCGAUGAUGUUGUCUUUGAGAAGGAUACAACUGAUUUUGUUCUCUUUUCACUUCGGCGCUAUCAUUGGUGGAUCAGAUAUGCAAUAUGCACUUGGUUUUCACAUACUUUAUCAGAACCUAAGCAGCAGGUUCGUCACUUUUACGAGUUAUUAAUUGCUAUUAAUAUUCUUUGUCUGACCCAGUUUUCAAACUAA
Strongylus vulgaris is the source of this 1446-nucleotide messenger RNA. NCBI's taxonomy places the organism in Eukaryota, Metazoa, Nematoda, Chromadorea, Rhabditida, Strongylidae. The record is from the annotation of a GenBank genome assembly.